GGAACGAAACCCUCCUUCACACACUCUUUCUCUCUCAUAUUCACUCGAAACUAAGUAAAAGGGAAAGUGAAGGAGGGGAAAUAGUUAUAGCAGUGAGUUUUGAGGAGUGAAAGAUGGCUGGUUACAGGGCAGAGGAUGACUAUGACUACCUUUUCAAGGUGGUGCUGAUCGGUGAUUCAGGAGUAGGGAAGUCUAAUCUGCUCUCUAGGUUCACCAGGAACGAGUUUAGCCUCGAGUCCAAGUCCACUAUUGGUGUUGAGUUCGCUACUCGUAGCUUGAAUGUUGAUGGUAAGGUCAUCAAGGCUCAGAUUUGGGACACUGCUGGUCAAGAAAGGUAUCGUGCCAUCACAAGUGCCUAUUACCGAGGAGCAGUUGGUGCGCUACUUGCGUACGAUGUUACCCGACACUCCACAUUUGAAAAUGUCGAGAGGUGGUUAAGAGAGUUGAGGGAUCACACCGAUCCCAACAUCGUGGUCAUGCUCAUUGGCAACAAAUCAGAUCUUCGACACCUUGUGGCUGUGCCAACCGAGGACGGGAAAUCCUUCUCGGAGAAAGAGUCCCUCUACUUCAUGGAAACUUCAGCCCUGGAAGCUACUAAUGUGGAGAACGCGUUUGCAGAAGUUCUUACGCAGAUUUACCAUAUCGUAAGCAAGAAGGCGAUGGAGACCAGUGAUGAAGGGGCUGCUUCAGGUGUCCCUUCCAAGGGGGAGAGAAUCGACGUUGGUAAAGAUGUGUCUGCAAUGAAGAAAGGGGGUUGCUGCUCAAGCUAAGGAUGUAACAUUAGAAUCUGCAAUAUAUGAUGCAAGCGAUGGGAUUUCUUUGUAAAACCUUGGGUUUUGUAAAAUUUUUCUAAAAAAUGGUACCUACAGUGGACCGGAAUUGAUUUAUUUUUACAUUAAAAAGUUUUUCUAAUGGCUGUUAA
Hibiscus syriacus is the source of this 922-nucleotide messenger RNA. Its product is annotated as ras-related protein RABA1c-like. The coding region runs from base 114 to 770 and encodes 218 amino acids. The transcript has 2 exons. Gene Ontology annotation, cellular component: endosome. The record is from RefSeq and is a predicted model, not a curated record. Gene Ontology annotation, molecular function: GTP binding; GTPase activity. NCBI's taxonomy places the organism in Eukaryota, Viridiplantae, Streptophyta, Magnoliopsida, Malvales, Malvaceae.